Molecule: messenger RNA, 1049 nt
Organism: Heteronotia binoei (common prickly gecko)
Lineage: Eukaryota; Metazoa; Chordata; Lepidosauria; Squamata; Gekkonidae
Gene: PRDX2
Product: peroxiredoxin 2
Exons: 6
Coding region: 239-835 (198 amino acids)
Biological process (GO): cellular response to stress; cell redox homeostasis; leukocyte activation
Cellular component (GO): cytosol
Molecular function (GO): thioredoxin peroxidase activity
Source: RefSeq, a predicted model, not a curated record
GGUUCAUCUGCGGAUCCCGGGGAAGGGAAGGGGAGGGCAGCGUCUUUGUUCCCGCCUCCUGCAGCCCAGCGGGAGAGGGAAGGAGCGGCACAACCGGUCUUCCGCGCUGCCUCCGCCCACCGCAAGCGGGCUGCCUAUAAAGCGCGGCGGGUCCUCGUGCCGCCUGCUCGGAGAAGAGGCCGCGGGGAUUCGGGCUGCUGCUGCUGCUGCUGGAUCGCGGUGCGCGGACGAGUCGAAAAUGUCUUCUGGUAAUGCUCAUAUUGGGAAGCCAGCUCCAAACUUCAGUGCCACAGCAGUGGUGGAUGGAGCCUUCAAGGAAAUAAAGUUGUCAGACUACAGAGGCAAAUAUUUGGUUUUCUUCUUCUACCCACUGGAUUUCACCUUUGUCUGUCCCACGGAGAUCACAACCUUCAGCGAUCGAGUUGAAGAAUUCCGCAAGAUCAAUUGUGAGAUUAUUGCUGCCUCUGUGGACUCCCAGUUCACCCACCUGGCUUGGAUCAAUACCCCAAGAAAAGAAGGGGGCUUGGGUCCCACAAGUAUCCCACUUGUGGCUGAUAUCAAUCACAGUAUUGCCCAGGAUUAUGGAGUGCUGAAGGAGGACGAUGGCAUCGCAUACAGGGGUCUAUUCAUAAUUGAUGAUAAAGGCAUUGUGCGGCAGAUCACAGUCAAUGACCUUCCAGUGGGACGCUCAGCAGAUGAGACACUGCGCCUGGUGCAGGCCUUCCAGUUCACAGACCAGCAUGGCGAAGUGUGCCCAGCUGGCUGGCAGCCUGGAGGCGAUACUAUCAAGCCAACGGUGAAGGAUAGCAAGGAAUACUUUGCCAAGCAGCAGUAGCCUCUUUUCUUGUGUGUCUGCUGUGCUACUGAGAGAAUCUGUUCAAAUGUGAAAGGGUAUUUGGUACCGGAUCUUCCACUCCAGCUUCUAGAGGAGUUCAUUCUGUUGAGCUAAGCGACAAAAGUCUCCCAUGAGUAGUUCAUAGAACUAGCUUGAAUGUAAGUCUGGAUAGGAAAUUGGAUGUUCUUGCCUCCAAUAAAUGCAUCGAUCAAAA